Linum tenue is the source of this 4531-nucleotide messenger RNA. The record is from the annotation of a GenBank genome assembly. Lineage: Eukaryota; Viridiplantae; Streptophyta; Magnoliopsida; Malpighiales; Linaceae.
CACAAGGAGACAAAGCAGGGAAGGAGGCCGUCUGAGGAAAUAAGAUGCCAUUUUCUGGCUGUUCAAAAAUGGCGGUAGAUGUUCUUUCCUCCAAUAUAACAAAGAAAUCUGUGCAGCAGCAGCCACUGCCCACUUCCCUAGAGGAUUCCACCUUCAAUUUAUCUAAUCCCGCAGUCCUUGAAACUCUCUGGACUUCCGCUUGCUUCCUAUUUUGUUGUGGAAAGGCAUCACCAACCCCCGCCAUCGCCAAUUCGCCAUGGCUGCCUCUAGUUUGCUCUGCAAUAAUCCAAUCUUCAACCCUAGUUCCAAUUCGUUCGGCAAAAGCAAUUUCUCCUCCUUCAUCCCAUCUGGGUCCGUCUGUUUCACGCAAAAGUUCCAAUUUCAGAGGAGCCCAGUUGUGAAAGCCAGCAAGAAGCAAAUAGAGGUAGUGUAUAAUCCUGAUGAGAGGUUGAACAAGUUAGCAGAUCAGGUGGAUAAGGAAGCUCCUCUUUCCAGGCUCACUCUAUUCUCUCCUUGCAAGAUUAACGUUUUCUUGAGAAUUACCAGCAAGAGAGCAGAUGGCUACCAUGAUUUGGCAUCUCUUUUCCAUGUGAUUAGUUUAGGAGAUAUAAUUAAGUUCUCGUUGUCCCCUUCGGAUAAAACCGAUCGUUUAUCCACCAAUGUGUCUGGGGUUCCCCUUGAUGACAGGAAUUUGAUUAUAAAAGCCCUGAACCUCUACAGGAAAAAGACAGGCACUAACAAAUACUUUUGGAUUCACCUAGAUAAGAAGGUACCAACUGGGGCUGGACUUGGUGGUGGAAGCAGCAAUGCUGCAACUGCUCUGUGGGCUGCCAAUCAAUUCAGUGGCGGUCUUGCUACUGAGGAAGAGCUCCAAGAAUGGUCUGGGGAGAUUGGUUCAGACAUUCCUUUCUUCUUCUCCCAUGGAGCAGCUUAUUGUACCGGCCGUGGUGAGGUUGUCGAAGAUAUGCCUUCACCUAUUCCUCUAGACAUUCCUAUGGUUCUUGUUAAGCCUCCACAAGCCUGCCCAACUGGUGAAGUUUACAAGCAUCUCCGAGUGGACCAAGCUAGUCAAGUCGAUCCGUUGACUCUGUUGGAGAAGAUAUCAAGGAAUGGCAUAUCACAAGAUGUUUGUAUAAAUGAUCUGGAACCUCCAGCAUUUGAAGUUCUGCCAUCCCUUAAAAGGUUGAAGCAGCGUAUAGCAGCGGCUGGCCGUGGACAGUAUGAUGCUGUUUUCAUGUCUGGGAGUGGUAGCACCAUUGUCGGCAUUGGUUCACCAGAUCCUCCACAAUUUAUCUACGACGAUGAAGAAUAUCAGGAUGUUUUCUUGUCAGAGGCGAAAUUCGUGACGAGAGAACCUGAUCAGUGGUAUAAGGAACCCGCGUCCACCACUUCCAUCAUCUCCCCCUCGGAUUUCUCACGAUCUACUGGUCGAGAAUCCAGUUUAUAGAAAAAAGAAGCCAUCUUUGUGUCAAUAGACGGUUGGUCUUGUUAUUUUCAUUCUUGAGGGGGUGUGCUGUAAUAUUUUUCUGACACUUAUUGGUGAGAAACCGCAAAAUGGUGGUACAAGACCAUAAACCACAGCUGGUCGGUUCGAAAACCAAGCAUCUUGGAGAGGUUGGGAUCUUGUUGCGAAGACGGGAAAAGUGAUGCUUAGUGUUGUAUUUGAAAUGCAAUAACAAUAAGAAUGUUCUCUUCUGUAUUCAAAGACUACAUAAACAGAUCCAGCAGGAUAGAAUCCAUAUCUGCAGAUCCAAGUUAUGGCUGAACAGAAACAGAGGGCGGAGAGGACAACAUUGAAACCAUUGGGAUAACAUUUCCCAAAUGAUUACGUCUACGAUUGACAGGACGAUGAUUAAUUUACCAAGGUUUAGAAGCUCAAUUUCAGAGGUGAAACCAUUUCUGCGGAAUGAAUCACGGAAAUUCAAAGGGAAAGGAAGAAUUCAAGAAAAUGAACUCUUUGAGAUGCCACUUUUUACUAAGGAUAUUCAACAAAUCGGCAAAAAAAAGCAGGCAACCCAACAGCAACCAUAAAAUUCAUACACAUUUUUCCUGUCCUUCUUCCCCUUUUUUUUUCUGUUUCAUUUUUAUUCACGGCGUCCCCCAAACCACUCUACUACAGUGAAGGAGAAGAAACAAACUGUCUGGGUAAGCUAAACAGAUCUUUCCCCUCAAAUGGAGACGUCCAUUCAUGCGAGCCGCCAGCUGAUGUUUCCGGGUUGGUCACCCCGCCACCGUCCUGCAGCCCUGCAAAGCCACCUACACCAUUCAUACUUGGAGUUGCUCUCAUCGAUAGCUUUGCACCCAAACCCGACCCUGUAGGGUCAUAACCCUGGGUGGCACCAUUCAUUAACGACCCUUGCCCGAGACAGAAUGUUGUGUUAGGCCUUGGAGAAGACGAACUCCGAUCCAAACUCCAGUCUAUGUUGGUGUAGUCUAACUGUGCCAUCGAGCUUGCAGUGCUCCAAUCGACAGGUGAGGAGGCCCCCGAAGAAACAGUUGAACCGAAGCCAGAGAAGAGUCCGAGGUUAGAAGCAGCAGCAAGGGUUGAAGCUGCCCCUGUUCUAUUACUCCAUAACCCAUUCCCUCCCCUACUUGUCUCUAGAGGACUGCUUCCAGGAAUAAAAUGUUGUUGCUGCUGCUGCUGCUGCUGUUGAAACUGAAGAUGAUGGUUGUGGAACAUUUGAUUAGAGGAAGUGAGGUGGCUUGGAUUUAGGUUGCUUGGAAUCUGUGGCACAAAUCCAUUACUGGGCUUCAUCAUAUCAAUGCCAUUUGCAGGGUACCAAUUGAGGCUAGCAGACCCGGGUGGAGGAGAUGAGCUCAUGCUUGUUACUGCUGGAAGCUGUUUUGUAUUUACAGUAGGUUGAGGUCGCUGCAUCAUGAUAACAGGUUCUCUAACAGUAGUUCCACCAGGGUGAAAGUUCUUGUUGUUAUAUUCACUCCCAACAGAUGAUGGUGUAUACCUGCUGGUAUCUGCCUUGGGUGGCUGUGGUGAAACUUGCAAAGGAGACGACAGAGAGUAAGAAACAGAUGGGUUACUAUUAGAUGCUGGCACACCAGUCCACCUUUUCUCUGAUACCACCACACCAGAGACCAACUUUGAUGGUUGUAUUCUGUUCAAAGGCUGCUGCAAGUUCUUCACCAUCCCAGGUUCUGGAGAUCCUCCUCCUCCCAAGGGAGGAGGAACAGCUGCUUUUGUGUAGUUGAAGUCUCUAUUAUCAUCUCGUCUCUGUUGUACUACCAUGGAAGGUUGACUAUGAUUAGGUCUUACUUGAGAUCUCAUAGCAUUCUGAUGACUGACAGCUAUUGGACCCCCCUUGCCACUGUUAACCAUGGUUGGGGGAUCACCAGUUUCGUCAGGCUUUGGAGGUGAAGGAGGAGGAUCGAGCUUCAUCCUCCUUAAACUCUCUGCAGCUUUAUCGAGGUCACCUUCAGAACCAACUACUGCUCGUUCAACCUCUUGCUUCGUGCACUUGUAUCUCACUUCUAAAUCAGCAAUCCGAGCAAGCUCAUCGGAUAUAUCAAUUUUCAAAUUCCCACCACCACCGAGAUUCUGAUCCCUGUGUUUAUCAUCUGCAUCUUCACCAACUUCAAACAACCAUGAUACAGAUUCCUCUACUUUACCUUCAUUAAGUAUUAGAGCCAUGGUAGCUCUUUCAUGGGAGAAUCCCAUGGCAACUAGCUGCUGAGCAAGUGCUUCGAGCUUCCUUGACAUGAGAUAGCCACUGCACCGCUCGUGCAAUUCCUGUGCCCGCCUUUCCUUCUGACGCUGAUGCUUCCUCUCAUUCUUCUGACGGAUUUUCUCUCUCUUAUCAUUGUCGGCAGCACCAGGUAUUGUUGCGUCCUGGCGUGCGGGGGUGUUGGAGGUCUUCUCCUUGUGGUGAUCUUCUGAAUCACCAGACCAGCUUCCAUUGUUUGAGACAGAAUCAUAUUCCACGCCACCAGCUCCCCCAAACUGAUCAUCUGUCUCAUCUAUGUUGCGGAAUCUGCCAUUGUUGUGUAUGGGAGAGGUGGCAGAUGUUGGCACGGUUUCAAGUGUAUGGAAUGUUCCAGACAGUGGAUUAUAUGCACUGGCUGGGAUGCUACUACUGCUACCCCCGUUAACAGUGCCUGAUGAAGGCUUUGAUAGUGCCUUCUGAGGUUCUUUGCCAGAUUUCUUGUCCUUGGACUUGGCUCUUGAUGCCGGAGACAUCACUGCCUCAAAGUAGAGACUGUGGCUCCUGGAAGAAAGAUGGGAGGGGAGAGAGGAGACGAGACGGAGUGAUCGAUGCUGCUGUUGACGACCACGGCAACGUCGACGACGACGGCGGCGGCGGCGGCGGCUGCGAAAGCGAUCGGAGAGGGGCAAUCGAAGCGCGCGAGAGAUCGCAGGUGGAGCAGACGGAUUGAUUUUGGACAGAGAGCGGUUAGCACGGUGGGAAUAUGGGGGGAGAAGAGAGACGAAAGACGGGAUGGGUGUUUCGAGGCCCAAACUGAAUCGACGGAAUUAGGGUUUUGAGAGAAAAAGGGGCAGAAAAGGAGAGCAGACAGAAGA